CAAACAGGAGAGAGAGAAUGCAGACAGAAGUUCCCUGACAUCCUUUUAAUUACAGUUUUCUAUAAGAGAGCGAGUCAGUCACAGACAGAGGAGAGUAAGGGAGGGUUACUGGAGCAGUCGUGCAUCUGGAGGUUUCACAUCUGGACUUAGGACUCAGGAGCAAUGAAUCUUCAAACUACAAGCGUCCCAUACCUCAGCACCACAGCUUUCAAUGGAGACCAAAACCACACCAAUGGCACAGACUGUCCUCAACAGUACGACUGGGAGUGGCUCCACACCGGCCAGCCAGUGUAUAUCCUCAUCAUCACUGUGGUUGGGAUUGUGUUCAACGUGUUUGUCCUGGGGGUUUUCUGCUUCCACAAGAAGGCCUGCACCGUGGCUGAGAUCUACUUGAGCAACCUGGCGGCUGCUGACCUCAUCCUGGUGGCUUGUUUGCCCUUUUGGGCUGUCUACAUAUCCAAUGGUUUCAAUUGGCCUUUUGGUCUGUUCAUGUGCAAAGUCGUCAACCUGGGCAUUAAGGUGAACUCCUACAGCAGCAUCUACUUCCUCGUUCUGAUUAGCAUAGAUCGCUAUGUGGCACUUGUUCAUACAAUGUCCCAUGCCAGAAUGCGUCGGCCAAAAUAUGCCAAACUGGGCUGUCUGCUGAUGUGGGGUUUCGGCUUGCUCUUGAGUGUACCCACCAUUAUCUUCAGGAGAGUGAAAUAUUUCCCUGAGUAUGGUGUGAACGCAUGUUUUCUGGACUACCCAAAUGUCACUGCAGGACUGGUCUUUGAUGGGAUUUUGAUAGUUUUUAGCUUCAUCAUCCCCAUUUUGUUUAUCUCAUUCUGUACUAUCAAAAUUAUUCAGGCUUUAAAGAUCCAGGCGAUAGAGAGGUUCAAUGCUCAGAACACGGAGAGGAAGGCCACCAAUCUGAUGCUGGCCGUCCUCCUGGCAUUCCUCAUCUGCUGGGUGCCUUUCCAUGUGGUCACCGCACUAGAUGUUCUCUUAAGAGCUGACAUCCUCGGAGGAUGUCACCUGGAGUCUGUCCUAGAUAUCUGCAAUCAGAUCUCCACCUACUUAGCCUUCUUCAACAGUGUUCUCAACCCCAUUCUUUAUGUCAUUGUAGGAAAGAACUUCCGUAAGAACGCUUGUGAACUCUUCCAGCAUUGGAAAAUUAUUAAAAAAAACAACUAUGAAUCCUCACGUUCAUCAAACCUGUCAGCUACACUGAAGACUUUGGUGUAAAAUACUACUUUCAUAAUCACUGGAGUACAUACAAAUACUUAUUUUUAAGAAAUGUAGAUAUAUGUGCAGGGACAUAAAAUGUCUUAAAUGAAUUGUUUUCUCAGUUUAUAACAGUUGAACUACAUGAAUUAAACUAAACUUGUUUAAAACAUUUCCAAACAACUGUAUCUUUAACAUACAGGUGAUGUGAUAUAAAUCAGCCUGGAGCUGUACAAUUAUUUAUUUAACAUACAGUUAACAUAUCCUGUCUUGUAUAUAUUUGUUUUUGUUCUGAAUAUAA
Messenger RNA from Trematomus bernacchii (emerald rockcod), 1504 nucleotides. RefSeq names its product B2 bradykinin receptor-like. Gene Ontology annotation, biological process: immune response; G protein-coupled receptor signaling pathway; smooth muscle contraction. Gene Ontology annotation, cellular component: membrane. Gene Ontology annotation, molecular function: bradykinin receptor activity. The record is from RefSeq and is a predicted model, not a curated record. The coding region runs from base 163 to 1224 and encodes 353 amino acids. Lineage: Eukaryota; Metazoa; Chordata; Actinopteri; Perciformes; Nototheniidae. The transcript has 2 exons.